Messenger RNA from Spodoptera exigua (beet armyworm), 1495 nucleotides. Lineage: Eukaryota; Metazoa; Arthropoda; Insecta; Lepidoptera; Noctuidae. The record is from the annotation of a GenBank genome assembly.
AUGAUUUCAGAAGCGAUAGUCUGUUUGCUUACUUUUCUAUUAUUAUACGUAAUAUAUGAGUAUAAGAAGAUUCAUUAUAAUUUCAAGAAACAUGGUAUUAAGUACAAACCCGGUUACCCAAUAUUUGGUAAUACCUUCAACAGUACCUUUCUUUUCAAACAUCUUAUCGAGGAUAUUGAUGCAGUAUAUACGGCGUUCCCCGAGGAAAGAUAUGUUGGUUUUAUAGAAGGUAUGAAGCCCGUAAUACUGGUUAGGGAUCCUGAGCUCAUGAAGACCAUAACAAUUAGGGACUUCCAUUACUUUGUGAAUCGCAAAGAAAUGUUUCCGAAAGAGAUCGAGCCUUUACUGGGCUCUAGUCUUUUGAAUAUGGAAGGGGACGAUUGGCGAAAGAUGCGUAAUCGUCUCAGUAGUGCGUUCAGUGGCUCCAAAAUGAAAUCAAUGCUGCCGUUUAUGGUGGAAGUUAGCAAAAAUAUUAUAGAAUAUAUAAAGGGGCACCAAUCUGAAGACAUGGACGUAUUGGACCUUAUGCGCCGCUAUAACACAGACGUUGUGGCUUCCACUGGUUUUGGUCUCCACGUCAACUCCAUCAGAGACAGAGACAACAAGUUCUUUACUAUCGGUCAAAGAGCAGCAACCUUCACAUUUUGGAGACGAAUGUACUAUUUCAUAACGAUACAGUUUCCAGCUGUGGCUAAAAUUAUGCAAUUUUUAGGUAUCGAACUUCUUUCAUCUGAAGGCACCGAGUUCUUCAGAAAUAUUGUUUCCGAUACAAUAGCUUAUAGGAAAACUAAUAAUGUAGUAAGGCCCGAUUUAAUUCAUUUACUAAUGGAGGCCGCCCAGGAUUUAACUUUAGAUGAAAUUACUGGUCAAAUAUACUUCGCUUUUCUGGCUAGUUAUGAGUCUAGUACAAGUACUUUGAUGAUGUGCAUCCACGAACUAGCACUUCGCCCAGACAUAGCAGAAAAAAUAUACCAGGAAAUCAGGACUAAGCAGGAGAAAUUUGGAGAGUUGAAUUAUGAAUGUAUCAUUGAAUUGAAAUAUAUGGAAUGUGUUUUAAAUGAGGCCGCGAGGAAAUGGUCUGUGGCUGUAGUCAUGGACAGAGUUUGUACUGAGAAUUACGUAUUACCUCCUCCUAGAGAGGAUGGUAAACCCUAUUGGGUUCAACCAGGAGAUGUGGUGUAUAAUGUGGUGAACUCUAUUCACAUGGACCAGGCUUUCCACCCAUCACCAGAAACCUUCGACCCUGAUAGAUUUUGUGACGAAAAUAAAUACAAUGUUAACUCUUUUACCCACAUGCCUUUUGGAAUGGGACCCAGGAAUUGUCUUGGAAUGAGAUACGCGAUGCUUAAAAUGAAAGUGCUGCUGUACCAUUUAAUACUGAACUACAAGAUACUUCGAUGUAAGAAGACCUCCGAUCCUCUUCGUUUGCAGCCUCUGGACUUCAGUGUUAGAGCUAUUGGAAACACCUAUGUACAGUUCCAGAGAAGACCAUGAC